Molecule: messenger RNA, 1731 nt
Organism: Drepanopeziza brunnea f. sp. 'multigermtubi' MB_m1
Lineage: Eukaryota; Fungi; Ascomycota; Leotiomycetes; Helotiales; Drepanopezizaceae
Biological process (GO): phosphate ion transport; transmembrane transport
Cellular component (GO): membrane
Molecular function (GO): phosphate transmembrane transporter activity
Source: RefSeq, a predicted model, not a curated record
AUGGCCACCAUCGCGACCCGAGCUGACGGCACCACGGCCGGGGGCAAUGCCGCCUUUCACAACUUCCACAACGACUUUGCUCAUAUUCAGGAUCCCAACGAGCGACGUCGACUGGCUCUGGCCGAGAUUGAUAAGGCGCCCUUUGGCUGGUACCAUGUGCGUGCCUGUACCGUGGCCGGUGUUGGUUUCUUCACCGAUCAGUACGACAUCUUCACGGCCUCGUUCCUCACCGUCAUGUUGGGCAUCGUGUAUGAGCACACCAACAAGGGGAAGCUGCACACCUCGCAAGACACCGCCAUCAAGGUCGCCACCUCAGCAGGAACCGUCAUUGGACAGUUCGGCUUCGGCGCCCUCGCAGACAUCCUCGGACGGAAAAAGAUGUAUGGAUUCGAGCUGAUCCUGAUCAUCAUUGCUACCCUCGCUCAGGCUCUCCUCGGUGCCGGACCCGGCGUCUCUAUCGUUGGUACCAUGAUCUUCUGGAGAGUGAUCAUGGGAAUCGGAAUUGGCGGCGACUAUCCAUUGUCCUCUAUCAUUACCUCAGAAUUCGCUACCACGAAGUGGAGAGGAGCGAUGAUGGCUGCUGUCUUCUCUAUGCAAGGCUUUGGCCAAUUGGGUGGUGCGUUGGUCAUGCUCGUCAUCACCGUCGGCUUCAAAGGUUCUCUCGAGUCUGCUACCAGCUACGGUCAGUGCGAUGGCGUUUGCGGUCUCGCAGUCGACAAGAUGUGGCGGAUCCUGAUCGGAAUGGGAGCGGUUCCAGCGUGCAUCGCUCUCUAUUUCCGUCUCACGAUCCCCGAGACGCCCAGAUACACCUUCGAUGUUGCUCGCGAUGUCGAGAAGGCCAAAGCGGAUGUCCAGGCCUACGUGACCGGCAAGAAGGAGGGCGUUGUCGAUGAUGAUGCCAUUACCCAGGCCAAGCAAGACUCUGCGGCCUUGGAACAGCCCAAGGCCAGCGUCCGGGACUUUCUCAGUUUCUACGGCAAGUGGAAGAAUGGAAAGAUUCUUCUCGGCACGGCGGGCUCAUGGUUCCUGCUGGAUGUCGCUUUCUACGGCCUCGGUCUCAACAGUGCCACCGUACUCGCUUCCAUCGGCUACGGAACUGGUCCCAACGUAUACAAGAUUCUCUACAACCUGGCAGCCGGUAACUGUAUCCUCAUUGCCGCAGGGGCCAUUCCUGGUUACUGGACGACUGUCGCGACUGUGGAUACGAUCGGUCGCAAGCCGAUCCAACUGGGUGGCUUCAUCAUCCUAACAAUACUCUUCGUCGUCUGGGGUUUCAACUUUAAGAACCUUACGGGGCAUGACAUGCUCGGCUUGUACAUCCUCGUUCAAUUUUUCUUCAACUUUGGCCCCAACGCCACCACGUUCAUCGUCCCAGGGGAAUGCUUCCCAACGCGCUACCGCUCCACCUCGCAUGGUUUCUCGGCCGGCAUGGGCAAAAUCGGUUCCAUCAUCGCGCAAGCGGCCAUCGCGCCACUCCGCACCCGCGGCGCCACCGCCCAGAACGCGUCCCCGUGGCAGAACCACGUCAUGCAGAUCUACUCACUCUUCAUGUUCCUCGGCAUCUUCACCUCGCUGCUCAUCCCCGAGACGAAGCGCAAGACCCUCGAGGAGCUGGCGGGCGAGUAUGACUUUCAAGGCGAGCCGGCUGCUGGUGCUGGUGCUGGUGCUGGUGAUGAUGUCCUGGCCAAGGAGAAGAUGGGCGGUAGUGAUCAGGAAGGGAAGAGCGUUUGA